GGGAUUGCGUGUCGGGAUUUCCCCAUUCUUCCUGUCUGCACUUAGUGGGCGGGGUCGAUCAACCACGCCCACUCUUGACGUUGUUGCCGGAAAAGUCGUCGAUUACAUUGUCUCGACCGCUUGCCGUCGGGCCAGUGUGUGCCUGCCGAGCGGACUUAAAACAUGCUGCAGAGAAAUCGAUUUCGACUCGCUCGUGAGCGUCCACCACCAGCCAGACAAGUUGUCGACAUCCUGAAAUUCAACGCCCACAUCGAGCAGAGACCGAUACACAUAACGGAGGGUCGCGAAACGGCGCAGGUCCUUCAUCCUCCCUUCAACGCCUCCUGUUGUUUGCAGUUGAGAGCGUGCAGCCAUCAGAGCCUCAACUACAGUGUGGGAUUCGUGCAGUUGGUCUCAUCCCGGAAGUGCCAGCUAGAUUACGACAUCGGUCGCGGUUUCUGGGAGUUUGGCGGCUUAGGCAAUGGUGAGAUGAUUGUAGACUCGGAUGGACGACAGAUGCCGUUUUAUGGAGCGACAAAGGAGGUGGUGAACGUGAGAGGAAGAGUCGAUAGUGACCAACAGAUAUGCAUCAGGAUGGUCGAUCAGCCUUCCAUUAAAUUCUCUUGGUCACUUGACUUGUGGGCUUGCUCGACGUCGGACAACGCUCAGGUGGAGAAGAUAAAGCCGGUACUUGAGGGGAUCACUCGACAUCAGACGUUCUUGACUUGUGUGCUUCUGUUGGAUCACAACACGAAUGAGAUGCAUAUUCUUAAGGCUGUCGAGUGGAAGCUAAACUUUUCAGCAGUGGUCGACCUGCAGCAGGCAGUUGGGAGAAGACUGACGGUUUUUGGGAGGACAGAUAUGCUCUGCAUGCAACCGAAAAUGAUUCGUUCGGCCGACAGGAAAAAACAGAUGAUACGAACACUGGGAGAAGACAAAUGUGCAACAAUGACAGCAAACGAUUCCGAUACUCUCGUAUGGAAACAUGAAAUGUGUAUCAAUGCUGUCACUAUUGUAAAGAGCAGGGUGAGCUAUGAUGACCUCAAGUCGAAUAACAACAAGAGCUAUACUCGGGCGGCGAACGAUGCGAAGCAGCAAAUGCACUUGAAGUUAUUAAAGAAGUUCAUCAACAAUCAGACACAAUCAAAGUUAUAAGUAUCUUUUUUAUGCAUUGGGAUUGUGUUAAUUAACUUGCCUUUUUAUUAUUUAAUUAACGUGACUGUAAAAUUCUUUAAAAAUAUUUUGAUUGUAUGACGUCGUUUGCAGUAUAGAUUUGGAAUAAACUGUAGCAGUUAAUGUGUAA
This is a messenger RNA of Corticium candelabrum, 1282 nucleotides long. Its product is annotated as protein FAM78B-like. Lineage: Eukaryota; Metazoa; Porifera; Homoscleromorpha; Homosclerophorida; Plakinidae. The coding region runs from base 163 to 1134 and encodes 323 amino acids. The record is from RefSeq and is a predicted model, not a curated record. The transcript has a single exon.